CUGUUCUCUCUCUUUACUGUCUCUCUCUCUCAUUAAACCCUUCACCAACUGCACCGAAUCUUCUGUAUCCUUCUUCUCUCACGUGUAUUCUAGAGAGAGAAAGAGUUGUAGAGUGAGAAACCUAUAGUUGAAUUGUGAAAAAACAGGGGAAUAGCCAUGCCUCCAAGUGAAGAUCUUGAAAGCAGGGGAGCCAAAAACAGGGGAGGCAGCUACACAUCGUCUUCUGUGAUUGAAGAUUCGGAGACCCAAUGGACUUCAUGGCUUGUGCCCAUGUUUGUUGUGGCCAACGUUGCUGUUUUUGUCGUUGCCAUGUAUAUUAAUAAUUGCCCCAAGGAGAAUUCUAGGGCUCAAGGCAAGUGUGUGGCAGGGUUUCUUGGGAGGUUCUCGUUUCAGCCUCUGAAGGAGAAUCCUCUGUUUGGCCCUUCUUCCAAGACAUUGGAAAAGUUGGGAGCUCUUGAGUGGAAAAAAGUUGUCAGUAAGCAUCAAGGAUGGAGGCUUGUCACUUGCAUCUGGUUACAUGCUGGUGUCAUUCAUCUGCUUGUAAACAUGUUGAGCUUGGUCUUGAUUGGUAUUCGACUCGAACAGCAAUUUGGUUUUGUGCGGAUAGGAGUAAUUUACCUGUUGUCAGGAUUUGGAGGGAGUGUUCUUUCGUCUCUAUUUAUUCAAAAUAGCAUCUCUGUUGGGGCUUCUGGUGCUCUUUUUGGGCUUUUGGGAGCAAUGCUUUCAGAGCUUAUUACAAACUGGUCCAUGUAUACAAACAGGGCUGCAGCACUACUCACACUCUUGGUCAUUGUUGCGGUUAAUCUAACCGUUGGGAUUCUGCCACGUGUCAAUAAUUUUGCCCAUAUUGGUGGGUUCGUGACAGGUUUCUUCCUGGGCUUUAUUUUGAUGCCUCGACCUCAGUUUGGGUGGAUAGAGGGUCGGAACCUUCCAGCUGAUGUCCGUGUCAAAUCCAAAUACAAGGCCUACCAAUAUGUGUGCUGGCUGGUUUCUCUUGUUCUGCUGAUUGCAGGAUUUACAGUUGGAUUAGUGAUGCUGUACAAGGGAAAGAAUGGGAGUGAACACUGCCAUUGGUGCCACUACCUCAGCUGUGUCCCAACCUCUAGCUGGAAAUGCGAUGAGACUCAAUUUUAGGAGGGGUCCCUCUCUCUCUCUCUCUGUCCCUGUCCCUGUCCCUAUCUUUGCUAGUGUGUAAAUUGCAUAGUGAUAGCUUCAGUAGAUAGAGCCUAAACCAAGUUUCAAGUUGUUGGCUUGUUUUGAUGUAUGUAUAAGCGGGUGUUGUUACUGUUGUAUUUGCUCUUACACAAGAUUUCUUAUUGAAUUCUGUUGAGAUGACCAACAAGAAUUAGGCUUCACCAUCU
This is a messenger RNA of Vitis riparia (riverbank grape), 1361 nucleotides long. Its product is annotated as RHOMBOID-like protein 2. Gene Ontology annotation, molecular function: serine-type endopeptidase activity. The transcript is spliced from 5 exons. Bases 157 to 1134 code for a protein of 325 amino acids. Gene Ontology annotation, biological process: proteolysis. Gene Ontology annotation, cellular component: membrane. NCBI's taxonomy places the organism in Eukaryota, Viridiplantae, Streptophyta, Magnoliopsida, Vitales, Vitaceae. The record is from RefSeq and is a predicted model, not a curated record.